Molecule: messenger RNA, 378 nt
Organism: Coccidioides immitis RS
Lineage: Eukaryota; Fungi; Ascomycota; Eurotiomycetes; Onygenales; Onygenaceae
Exons: 4
Coding region: 1-378 (125 amino acids)
Source: RefSeq, a predicted model, not a curated record
AUGGCUCGAGUGCCCCAAUACAGAAAAGGUUUCCCCUCCAACGCCAACACCCCCCGAGCUCCCUGGAAAGUCGAUCCAGCGUCCACUCGAAGAGCGAACUGUGUUCAGGGCCACCUCUCAUACCCCGGGGCAAACAUCAGGCAUUCUACGGGAGUUCGAUCGGGUAUAGCAACAACGCCAGGUGAUGCCAUCUUGGAAUUACAUCGGCGCAGCAAUCCGACAUUUUUACCGGGCGGCCUCCUUUUUGUGUUUUACUGUAUUGUCAACCGGACGACUGUCAAAAUACAUCAAACAUAUAACAUUUCCCUUGACAAAAAACGAGCUUUCGGUGACCGCACGCCUACCCUCGUAGAGAACGCUGUGAAGAUUAUUCUAUGA